Anolis sagrei ordinatus is the source of this 2961-nucleotide messenger RNA. RefSeq names its product RALY heterogeneous nuclear ribonucleoprotein (gene RALY). Gene Ontology annotation, cellular component: nucleus. The record is from RefSeq and is a predicted model, not a curated record. Gene Ontology annotation, molecular function: RNA binding. NCBI's taxonomy places the organism in Eukaryota, Metazoa, Chordata, Lepidosauria, Squamata, Anolidae.
GCUCCUCCAGUUGCGUUCGCGGCUCGGUGGAGUUGGCGGGCAGCUCUGCUUUGGGGAGCCCGCGGGGGCUUCAGCGCCUGGGCUCUAACUCUGUGGGUGGCUCUCUCACUCUUUCCUCCUUCCUUGCCUCUCACUCACUUCUUCUUUGACAUUUUUCCUUCUGGCAAUUUUCUUGCUUGGUAAAGCCAGACCUAUAAAGGAAUACUGCACCAGUUUAGACUCCCUCAUCUAUUGAGCAAGGAGGAGGUACAGUUCCAUAUCUAAAACACCAUUCCUGGUGUCAAGAUGUCAUUGAAAGUGCAGACCAGUAACAUCACAAACAAGAAUGACCCCAAGUCCAUCAAUUCCAGAGUAUUCAUUGGGAACCUCAACACAGCAGUGGUCAAGAAGUCAGAUGUAGAGACCAUCUUCUCUAAAUAUGGCAGAGUGGUGGGCUGCUCCGUUCACAAGGGCUAUGCAUUUGUACAGUACUCCAAUGAGAGGCAUGCACGGGCUGCUGUCCUGGGGGAGAAUGGAAGAAUACUUGCUGGGCAGACAUUAGAUAUAAAUAUGGCUGGAGAACCAAAGCCAAACAGACCCAAAGGACUGAAGAGAACAGCAUCUGCCUUGUACAGUGGCUAUGACUUUGAUUAUGAAUACUACAGGGAUGACUUCUAUGACAGACUCUUUGAGUAUCGGGGACGGGUCUCUCCCAUACCUAGAGUGGUUCCUGUGAAGCGUCCACGUGUGACCAUCCCUUUAGUAAGGCGCAUAAAAGCAACACUCCCAGUCAAACUCUUUGCCCGAUCUGCUGCCAUUGCAAACAGCUCUGCCAAGUUAAAAUUGAAAUGCAAUGAACUGCAAACAAUUAAAACGGAGCUGACACAGAUCAAAUCCAACAUUGAUGCUCUCCUGGGGAGAUUGGAACAAAUUGCUGAACAACAGAAAGCAUCUACAGAAGUUAGAAAGAAAGCAGAUGGAAAUAAAAGUGAAAUUUCCCAAGACGACACAGCAUCAGAGACAGAAAUUAAUACAGAGGAGCCACUAAAUGGGGAGGAAGGAGACGAGGAAGGCCUUGUGCGAGACGAUUGUGAAGAUGAAUUGGAGAACAACAGCCAUUACACAGAUGUGGAGGAUUCUAGCCUACAGUAACCAGCAUGUUCAGCACCGCAGCUACAACAGGAGGACAGCAAGAGGUUAAACCCUGCCUUGGCAUGUUGAGCCAGACAAGCAUAACAUGCAGGACUGCCAUCAUCUCUCUGCCUGGCAUUCAACAGGAUAAAUGGACCAAUAUCUCCAAGCAGUUUUGUAGUCCACAGCAAUGUAGUCAUCCCAGUGGAUCCUCGUCAUUACCCUCUCCCCCAACCUACCCCUUUACUACAGACUCAAAGCCCUGUCACCAGCACAAGCACCAGUUCUGUGAUCUCCAGUAGCAAGUAUUGGAAGAGACCAUUUUCUAUUGGCCAAUGAAAGUUUGUAUCUUUUAGCACCAAGGAAAGAGCAAGAAUGAAUAAGAGAGAGAAUUCUAUAUAGAGAGCCUUUGUUCCAGAAACGCAUGGGACUCUGAUAAACAAAAGCCAGAAAGAGAAAGCUAUUUCACUAUGUAAAUUGAUGGGCUUUGAAUGUGAAAUUCUAUCUAUAACUGGGAGUCAGGAGGAUACCUGGUUGUCCAUUUAGCUCCUAACUAGCCGGACUCAAGGCCACCCCGGAACUACACAAAUUGUACCAUUUGGAGUAUGCUCUUUAAUGAGACAAUAUGUAGAAAGUGGUGUAGAUUUUGGAAGAAUGGACAGAGAACACGGCUAUUAACAGUUGAUUCUAUAAAUAACAAACUGCCUUCUUUCACUCUUCUUUAAAUGUAUUAGUUAAGAAAUGGGUCUAUACUACAGAGGCAGAAUGGCAUUAGCUUAGACUAGAAGGCAUAUCUUAAAUCAAGCAUUUCAAAAUAAAGGGAUACAACUGGAACAUUCACUUCACAAGCUGGCAUACCUGCUGUUUAUUAAAUUUGCCUAAAAUCAUAUAUUUGCUUUUUGUAAAGGUAAGGCCAACCAGAUCUGGUCCAAAGUGAAGGUAAAGUAUGUAAUGAUGAAACAAUAACGAGAACCUGAAAAUCCCACAAUAGCUGAAGCCAAUGAUAACAUAAUGUGUGUCCCGUUUCCACGACAAGAGUCCUAAGAUCAGAGCAAAAUGCAUUUUAGUUAUUCUCAUCUAAGGAUCCUCCCUGUUGUUGUUUCUCUGAAAUUCGGGUACUUUUAGCCCACUCAUACCAAUAAAGAAAAAUUGUGAGCAGGAUUUCUUGCGCAGGUUAUCAAACAAACAUCUUGCAAAAUGGCAAUUUUUUCAUUUUCUUCCUGCAGUGAUUCCUUUGUUGUACAACCCACUUGAAAGUAGUUUUCAUCCUCAUUAUCAACUUCAGAGGCAGGCGAUGCGACAGUUCCUUAGCGUUGUGACUCAGUCCUAUGGACUCUAACCUCAUCACCAACUUCAGAGGUAGACGGUGUGACAUUUCCUUAGCAGUGUGACUCGAUCUCGAGGACUCCUGCUCAGAACAGACGCGACUGUGCUGAAAGGGAGGGAGAGAAGCACAACAUUGUUUAGGCCAGUUCCAAAGGACCUUAAUUUGACAUUACUUUCAAAGCAUUUUUACUAGAAAAAAUGUCCUGACACAGAGGAUUUCCAUUCCUUGAAUUUCUUGACAGACGAUCACAUCUGUCAAAGCACAACAGUUUGCAUCCACUUUUUUGUUGAAAAUAGUAUCUCCUGGAGAGCAAAGAAACAGGCAAUUGCUUUGAGUUUUCUUCUCUUUCUUUUUCUCAGUUGGCUUCUCUUGCAAAGUUUGGCCACUUUGUUGUACUGGGCUAUUUUAGAACAGCUUUUUAGGCUUUGUUUUGCUAUGACCCGAUCAUGAGAUUGAGCUGUAGAAGGGGAGUAGGGGGCUUUGUAUAUAAAAUCCUGUACAAUAAAAUGAGAAACUUGAUGUUC